This is a messenger RNA of Kickxella alabastrina, 4236 nucleotides long. RefSeq lists its product as uncharacterized. The coding region runs from base 175 to 4053 and encodes 1292 amino acids. Gene Ontology annotation, molecular function: protein binding. Gene Ontology annotation, cellular component: transcription factor TFIIIC complex. The record is from RefSeq and is a predicted model, not a curated record. NCBI's taxonomy places the organism in Eukaryota, Fungi, Kickxellomycota, Kickxellomycetes, Kickxellales, Kickxellaceae. The transcript has a single exon. Gene Ontology annotation, biological process: transcription by RNA polymerase III.
CCCAUUCUUUGCUGACACCACGUGGGUAAAUAAAGCUGCGAAACUUGCGCUAUUUUAGUAUCAGCCUUGCCAUUGUUAUAUUAUGCUCGUUUUUUAAAAUAUAUAUAAAAUCAUAAUAAACAUUCCUCUUUCUAUUUUAUUUACGCCAGUUUAUUUCCAAUCCGCACACUAAAGAUGUCGGACGAAUUCUAUCGCAUUGACAUGCCAUACUCGAACGACGGCGACGCCAGCGACGACGGCGAGAAUGCCAACGAGGCAAACAUGCUGAGCAAUGCCGGGCUUAUUGAGGCCGUGAGAUCUGCAGCUGAGAUGCUUGCGGCUGAGGGCCUUGGGAGCAUGGUUGACAUUGACUCUAUGCAGCGCCAAAGGGCAUCCAAGCAUAACUCUCAGCCGCGUCUGGGCGGUGCCAAGACAUCGCACCGCAAGCACUCGGGACGUGCUAUUGCCACAGCUGGUGGGGAGGCGGGGUACUCGGAUGACGAGGGCGAGGACGAGGACAGCUUUAUGGAAGACGAUUACAGCGACACAUCCGACAUCGACACACCGUUGAUGCAGGGUCUUACCAACAACAUGCCGCAGCGGGCUGAUGUUACCCAUGGUUUGCGCAACGUGGGUGCGCGGCAAGUCAACUAUAACGAGGACUUGGCCUUUGGCGAUCUGGGCGGUCCCAGUGAAAGCAUUUUUAUACCCGAGGGGUUUAUUGACGAUGACGAGGACAGCAACUACGAGGGCAGCGACUUUUCAGUAUCCUCAGACGAUGCAGAGUUCCACAUGCACUCUAUCGAAGCGUCUGUGCGACAGGCUUCUGGAUUUGCCAAGCCGCUGACGAAAACCCAGCGUAAAAUGCAAAGAGAUAAGACUGAGGCAAAGGGCAAUGGAAAGACGGGGCGGAAUAAGCGCAACACCAGGAAGAAGGUGCGGCCAAAGACGCCCAAAUACAGCCCCGAGGUCCAGAGACUCCUGGGCAGCGCCAACCAGAGUUACGUUGAUCGCGAUCUGUUCCGGGCAUUCAAUAUUUUUUGCGACGUCAUUCGCUUGGACCCCAACUGUGCGCCGGCUUGGAACACUAUGGCGCUCAUUCGCGAGGAGGAAGGGAAGAGCAGUGAUGCACUUCAGUUGUACACGGUUUCCGCGCACCUUAAUCCCUCUGACAGCCCGCUGUGGGAGCGCCUGUACUCGAUGCAUAUUGCGGCGGCCAUUGCGCACGAAAAUACUGCUAAAUUAGGUAACCCCGUGGCCAAGUCGAUUUACAACGAGGGCAUUAAGCAGGCACUGUACUGUAUAAGUCACGUGACUAAAAAUGAGCCCAAGGACCGCAGUGCGUGGAUGCGCAUGCUGGAGAUUUUGGAGAAGCAAGAGGACUACAAGGGCAUGGCUCGGGCGUAUCGCGCGAUUCUGAAGGCCGAUCCGUACGAUAUGGAGAUCAUCCGCAUGGCCUCUGUGAUCUAUGCCAAGAAGAGAGACGACUUGGAGACACCGAUCAAGUGGUUCACCGAUGCAUUUGCAUUUUACAACAAACAGGCUGUUGAAGUCGCCGAGGAGGCCGUUGCGCAGGCUGACCGGAUCAACGAGCGCAAUAUGAGAAUGCUCAAUGAGGGCACCGUCAUUGACGACGAGGACAGGUUGGACGAUGACUACGAUCCAGAGUGGGCCGCGUACUUCCGCAGCAACCCCACAAAGACGGUGCCCAUGGAGGAGCUUGGCGGCUACAGCUACAAUGACCUCAAUAUGGUUGCCGAGCUGCGCAUCCUGCGGCACGAGUACGAGGCAGCCAUUGUCGAUAUCAAGCGUGGUGCCAGGUUCAUACAGAGUCGCGGCAGAGAACUCCAGUGGGAGGACCAGGAGCUGGACGACGAAAUGGACGGCGAGUACGCCAUUGGUCCUGAUAUCCCUCUCUCGACAGAGAACGCCCUGCCCGUUGAACUCCGUGUCAAGCUGGGCCAGUGCCGGAUGAUUCUAGGCCAUAACGAGACUGCGCAAAUGCACAUUGAUCCUUUGUUUUCGUUGGACGUUGUGGCAUACGAGGAUUUGUACACGGACAUUGCCGAGACGUAUGGCGAAGUCGGCAACAUGGAGAUGUCCCUGAGUACGUACCAGUACUUGUUGGACCGCGAGGCAACAAAUCAGCCAUCGUUGUGGGAGCGCAUGGCGAAGUGCUACAAGGAGAGCGGCGAUUUGGCCAGUGCGCGCGAGUUUGCCGAGGCCGUGGUCAACGCGGAUCCCAAUGACAUAGACAUGCGGAUGUGGCUCGGAGAGGUCUACGAGGAGCUGGGGCACGUUGACCUGGCGUACAGCAUGGUGCAGGCAGUUGAGGACAUCCAGAGGGAGGAGCGUAUCCAGCAGGAGGCCGCACAGGCGGCGGCAGCAGCAGCUGCAGCGACAAUGUCGGCCCAGCAGAUUGCGGCCAUGUCUAUAUCCAGCGGCAUGCACGGCCACGGCAACCAACCACUGUUGCCUGUAGAGAUCUGGGACACGCCGAGCAAUGUGGUUCAGCUCGAGCAACGCAAGCCCUCCGAGAACACGAUGCGGCGGCGACGCGAUGCCGAAGAUGAGUACAAGCGGUGCAUCAUGGCCAUGCGCGAUGCCGAGGUGGCGUUCAAAAAGCUUGAUCUGCUCAAGCCCCCGAUUGAAGAGAGCAGGGAUGCCCGGGCGAUCAAGGAGUACUGUGUGACGGCGCAGCGGCUGUUAAACGACUGGCGGCACAUGCGGGCGUUCUUUCCGGCAGAUCGUAACCGGCCCUUUGUCACGUACCGCAAUGCCGUCAUGUCUAAUAUUGAGAACGGCGUGCAGGAUGGCGACGCGGAUACGCGCGGUGCAGCUGGUGGCCAGACAGCGUUGCAGAGGCGGCUGGCACGCAUGAAAAAACGGCUGUCGAAGCAGCAGCAGAAGAAGAACGGCGGAUUAUUGGCGGCAGCGGGGGAUACCAAUGAGGACAUAGAUGCUGAUGCGGAAGACAGGGCGGACAUCAACGUGUCGACGACAUUCCGCGGGCAGCCCUUCGAGCGGUGGUUUGACAUGUUCUUAAUGUACGGCAAGUGCCUGGCGCUCGACGGUGAGCCCGAGGACGCCCUGGACAUGUUUGAUCUGGUAUUCCAGUCCAACGUUUUUCUUGGGCAAGAGGACAAGAAGCGCAUAUUUCGUCUGGUCAUGCUCUCCAUUGCCAUCCACGCGGGCAUCCACGAGAGAACGUACGAAAUUGUGCGCUGGUGGUGCGGCAAUCAACCGAACAAGGCUAUCACCUACAAGCUCAUGGCAUAUGCAAUGGUGGGGUCGGCCGGCGCCACGGUCACGCUGACAUCGGCCAAUAUGUACAAGUAUGUGCGCCGCCAGCUCAUCGACUUGGACGAGAUAUACUAUUCGAAAUCCAGCAUGAUUGACCUGCCGGUUGCCGAGAACCUCCCACUGCUCGAGGACAUGGCUAAUAAUAGCCAACAGGUCAUUGCCACAGUGAGCAAGAUCCGGUCGGCAGACAAGAUCCUGACCCGAUGUGAUUUCUCCGCACUGCAUUCGACGGCCGCACACAUGAUGUUGGUGGCGCGCACGGGCGAGACAUCUAUCAUGCAGUACACGUUGGCCCUGGCCAUGAUGCCUCAGGACGCCUCCGUGGCAUUGCACUUGGGCGUCGCCUACCUUGUGCACACUACAAAACGGCAUACGCGUGAUCCUCAGGCUAUGGCGAUACGCGGCUUGGCCUUUAUUCAGCGGUAUGCCGAACUCCAGUAUGUUACCGAGAUGAAGGCUAUGGGCAAGUAUACCGAGCACAGCGGGAUGCGCAGCGGCGUUGGGUGCGAUGUUAUGGUAACGCAGGAGAUUGCGUACAACUAUGCGCGGGCGUUCCAUUUCUUGGGUGUGCUGGAUUUGGCCAUGGAGUGUUAUACAAAGGUGUUUUCCUUGCCUGUGUCGCGACUGGCUGCUGGUGCGGGACAUGGUGGCGAUGCCGAUUUCAUGUGUGAUUUGCGCAGAGAGGCAGCGUACAAUCUGGCGACAAUAUAUACUGCGUCUGGAGCUGUUGUUAAGGCCAGGGAGCUACUGAGAGAGCACUGCACUAUAUGAGCGCAAUUUUUUUUGCUUGUUUUGCUCAUUAUUUUAUUAUUUGAAUGUUAUUUACACCAAAGAAAAUAAUGAGACUACAAGUAUCCUGCAAAUCAACAUCCUUCCCCUAUAUAGAUUGGCUAGCGGCCUGGCAGAUGUUUAGAAACUAGUGGCAAUAGACCACUAUGGUUGCAGCUAUUAAUC